This is a messenger RNA of Cryptococcus wingfieldii CBS 7118, 2040 nucleotides long. Its product is annotated as 3-keto sterol reductase. NCBI's taxonomy places the organism in Eukaryota, Fungi, Basidiomycota, Tremellomycetes, Tremellales, Cryptococcaceae. Gene Ontology annotation, molecular function: 3-beta-hydroxysteroid 3-dehydrogenase (NADP+) activity. Gene Ontology annotation, cellular component: endoplasmic reticulum membrane; lipid droplet; mitochondrial outer membrane. The record is from RefSeq and is a predicted model, not a curated record. Bases 1 to 2040 code for a protein of 679 amino acids. The transcript is spliced from 7 exons.
AUGGUAUCCACCCGCAGACAGUCCAGGGCGAGGACAGGCGUCGAGGAGGAUCCAAACAGGGUCAUCGCCGUCGUCACUGGCGCAAACAGGCAAGUCUAUCUCUUGUCCCCUGGUGGCUAUGGCUUUGGUAUCUGCCAGGAACUUCUCACAGAACUCUCUCUCCCCUCUUCCGUGCCCAUGCGCGCUUCAACGCCCCAACAGAGCGCCCUCGCUCCCUCUCUCCAACACCUUCUACAAUCCCCCAAGUCUUCCGAGCCCACCAAGUCAUCGCCCCCUAACACUACCCUCACCAUCAUUCUUGCCUGCCGCUCAGAGACAAAAGCGCUCGAAGCUCGAGACCGUCUCAUCUUUGGGCACUUGGAAGAGCUCGCAAAGAGAAAGAAGAAGGGCAAGGUAGGGGAGAAGCCGGGAUGGAGGGAGGGACUGCGGAUAGAAUGGGAGGGCCUUGAUUUGGAUAGCCCGGGUGGGAAGUAUGGCGCGUUGACAUUCUGCGAAAAGCUCGGUGAAAAAUACCCCCAUAUCACUACGCUGUAUUUGAAUGCCGGUAUGGGAGCUUUCACAGGUCUCUCCUACUACAAGUUUAUCAAGCAGAUCUGUUUGGAAGGCAUGCCCGUCGCGCUGAGCCAGCCCAACUACAACGAGGAGAUUCAAGGAGCAACGACCAAAGAUGGAGAGAGAGGGUUGGUCUGGGCAACGAAUGUUUUGGCUCCUUACAUCAUGGUCAAAGAACUCAUCCCUCUCCUUCGCCGCUCUCCCGUCGAUCUCCCCUUCUCUCCAAGGGCCAUUUAUACCUCUUCCGGCACAGCGUGGUACUCCAAACUGGCCAAACAUCCGCUGGACGAUUACAUGCUCUUGGACUAUCCCAGCACGUACGGUGCGAGCAAGUAUAUGGGCGACCUGGCCAUGGCAGCGCUCGACAAAGAGUAUGGAGAGGUAGAGUCUGAAGGUGAUGCGGGUGCAACGAGGAAGGGGAGAGGAGAGGAGAACGUGAGAGAGGUCAGGGUGUUGACAGUGGAUCCGGGGUGUGUCGCUACGAACUUUUUCGCGGCCGGACUGGGCACCAUCAUGUGGUGGAUCAAGAUCAAGAUGUUUUUCAACUGGUGUCUAUUCUACUUUGCCCGUCUGAUCGGCUCCCCUUACCACCCAGUAUACGCUUCCGAAGGCGCGCUCCCCAUGCUCUACACCGCCCUCAUCCCUGCCCUCUACCUCCUUCCCCCAUCUCCUCCCGCGCCCGCCCAGAAAUACAAGGUCAUCUCGACAAGGUGGGGAAAUACCAAGGUGGGGUAUGAAGAAGUUGACCAGUGGGAGAGGGCGGAAGAGGAAGGGCUGGGAAGGGGAGUGGUAGAGAGAUACCUCAUCGCCACCCUCAAUGGCGUCCACGCAGGCAAACAGGGCAACGAUAUCCGUGAGCUCCACGCCAAGCUGUCGCAGACCAUAAAUCACCCCAUUCAACCCCCCAUCUACCGCCCAGUACCCCCCUCCACGUCCAUCUCCAAUUCUAUUGCCUCCACGGGGAUGCCCCCGCCAGCCCCCGCUUCGUCCUGGAAUACGCCACCGCCGAACACGGGCUUCUUUCUCUCGGGCUCGCCUUUGGGUGGCGUCAAUGGGGAGGGGGGCUUUCAUCCCACCGGUGGGAUAAUGGGCGCCAAUGGCGCCAAUGGCGGGUUCGGGUUUGGGGAUAAGGAAGAGAAUGUAGGCGGAGCGGGAGGGGCUUGGCCAUCGGUCCCUUUGCCCAAUCGCGCGUUUGCGCCACAACCAGCCUACCCUUCCGACUCUCAAUACCAAUACCCCUCACAUCCGUAUCCCACCGGUGAACCUUUAAAUCGCAGUAAUGGGCCGGGUGCUGGUGGUAGUGGAGCCACGGAUGUAGGCGCCGGAGGACAACAGGGAGCGAUGGAGGAGGAGAGGCCUUAUCAUGCUGCCGUCUUGCCAGUCAAAGCGAGCCCGAAGGAUACUGGCGGGUUCACAGAAGACGCUUUCAAGCCGCUGUGGGAGAAUUCGGGGAGAAAUCAGUGGGGAGGAUUCAGGCAGGAUCGGUAG